Cylindrotheca closterium is the source of this 1806-nucleotide messenger RNA. NCBI's taxonomy places the organism in Eukaryota, Bacillariophyta, Bacillariophyceae, Bacillariales, Bacillariaceae. The record is from the annotation of a GenBank genome assembly.
AUGGGGAGGAGUGAAGAUGCAGAUACUCUGACUUCUGUAACAAGUGAAGAGACCAAAUCAGACAAGUUGGCUCUGGUCCCAGCAACCAAGUGUCGCAAAGCUACUCAAGAGGUGAAGAAUCACAAGAUAGCCAUAGAUGGAGUUGAUGUUGAUGAAUACGCCAAGUCUGUACCAGAUGAUGGGUCUGCAGGUGAACAAAGUCCAUUUGAUAGAGUGGACAUCCUUACUAAGAGUAAUACAACAGUCACUACUCUGAAGGAUUCUCCUGCCUUAGAUGAUGCUAUUGGUUUCUUUGAAACUCAUCACUGUGCCAUGCCAACAAAUGGUCUGUACAAACUACAUCCUGGACAAGCUUUUGAUCUUGAUUGGUUGGAAUGUAACAUGGCUGGUCUAUUUGAUUUAGACCCUGCCCAUGUGCCACAACUUAGACCACCAGAUUUUGAAGCUUACAAGUCAGGCAGGCAACCAUCUGUUCUGUUUGUUCCUGAAACGCCUAUCAACUUUGUCAUUGAGUCUACUCCAAAGCGAGACAAACUCAUAGACUUGACUUGCAAGUUGUCAUCUUCUGAACCUCGAUGCAGCCCACCAGAUGAAGGUUAUGUUCAAGGUGCUAAGAUUGUUGAGCUCAACUACAAGCACAAUUGCAACAGGGAGAUUCAGCCUGCACAUAUUCAACUAUGCCUGAACAUUGACAAAGGUGAAUAUGAAUGUGUCAUGGCUUACCAAAACAUCCACAAGUGGUCAGAAAUUGACAAGGACAACCCCAUUGUUUGGAAGCUCAAGCGAGUUGUCUGCCACCAUCACUACAUUCAACUUGAACACCCUUCUUACCUGUGUCUGACCUACAGUAUGGCCAUUGGAUGGAAACAUGGGGAGAAUAGCCCAAAACCACUGAGCAUCACUGGGGCCGAUGAUUCAGUGACCUACACUAUACUUGCUAGAAAUCACAACCUAUUGGAAAGUCAAGGUUGUACACUUCUUGGAAAUAUAGUCAAGGACAAGACAAAUCUUCUUUGUCCAACCAAUCAAGUCAAGCUGAGAUUGCUACACACUACUUCACCAAAGUGUAUGUACUACUACAAGAUCCAGAAAGACCACAAUGGUGUCCUUCAACUUGACAAACUCCAUGGCAACAUCAACUGGAAACGCACCACCAAAGUCAAGAUAGAUCUGCUUGCAAGGUACAAGGUCCUUGUGGAUAUGGGGAGAGGAAUCCCAACAGCAAAAAAUCACCAAAAGUUCCAAGUCCAACUUGUCAAUGAACUUAAAUAUUGUGGCAAACACAAGCCCAGACUCCUACCUUAUGGUGACUCUACCUACGUAUUGCAAAACAAAACAAAACCCUACUGUCUAUUGACAGACCAAUCGGUUGCAGGUAUAAUCCAUCAUAUGUUGAAUAGAACCUCAAUUGAUUUCUUCUCUAAGGAGCAGUCAACUGUUGAGACUGCUACUUAUGGUUCUGAGUCUGUAGCCACUCAAACCUGUGCCAAACAGAUCAUGGAUCUCCAACAAACCUUGAGGUACCUUGGUGUGCCAAUCAGAGGUCAAAGCUACAUGUUUGGUGACAAUGAAUCUGUCAUGAACAGUUCUUCCCUACCUGAAGCUAAGCUACACAAUCAAGAUGUUGCAUUGUCAUUCCACCGUGUGAGAGAAGCAGUAGCAGCUAACAUGCUAUCUUUUAUCCACAUUGACAGUACUCUCAACCCAGCUGAUAUUCUCAGCAAACAUUGGGGUCAUCAGCAAAUCUGGACACUACUACCCACUCUAAUGUUCUGGUAUGGAGAUACUGCUGAUCAAGAUGACUAG